UAUCACCGACCGCCUCAAUGGUUUCUUCUGUUCGCAAUUAGCAUCUGUCCUGACGUGAACCGCCCGCACCGGCAUCAUAGGGUCGACCGGUCCCCCGAGAAACGUACGGCAGCUACCCGAAGGGCGCCCGUCAGCGUCCGGCUGCGAGCGAGCUGAAACAUUGCGCCUGGCGAACAGACACGCUGGGAGAUUGGGAAGAGAGGAGUGGAGAGUGUGGAUGAGAGCUGAUGGAGAGCUUGGGGUAUGCUCCAGUGCGGUUUUCCUGGGGCAUUGCGGAGGUGUUGCGCCAAGGCCGACGAAGCCUUUCCGGAUUCUGAACGCAGGCAAUGGGAAAAAGAUUGCCGGGUUGUCCUCUACCACAGCACACCUGCUUAAUAUCGAAGGGAGCCCAACGAAAAAGCUGAACUUAGAUUGGGGAGUAUACCAGUAUGGCCCAGCGGAAUCUGGAGGGCGAUAUCCUCGUGAACCUUCUGAGCAUCCACCAGGCGAAGGAGAAGAAAUUCUUUGGGUUCCUGGGUGAGCCGAGGAACGGCGCAACUAGAGACGCUCAAGACGAGGACAGGUCAAGAGACAAGCCCCUUGGCGGGGAGGAGGUUGGAAUUGGAGCGAAGAUACCCGAAAAUCUUCAAGAUGACGUCUUUGCACAAGAUGACUUCUUCUCGCAGCCGUUGACUGCUUCAUCAGAGAAGCUGCUGCAACAGUUAUUAGGGAAGAAGGCUGCCAAAGGCCACAUCGCAGCAAAGCAAGCUCCUCAGAACGUCAAAACCUCUAGAAAUGGAAAGCCAGUGAAGCCCACUAAGCAGGAGGUGAGCGAGGAUGAGGAAGAAGGGAGAGCCGCUGCCUUCGGAUCGAAAAGGCGCAAGAUAGCAAAAUCUGCCGAACCGUCAGAAGCGCCAGACCCACCUGACAGUCGGGAGCAUAGUCUCAUGAUGGAAGAGAAUGUUGACCCUGCCAGCGCUGAAGCUGAGCUCGACAGUACGAGGGCAGUGCGUUCAGAGAAACAAGUUACCAAGAAGGAUGGCGUCGAUGGAGAAGAUCCAAUAACCUCUGGAACCAAGUCAAAGCCAGCCACCUAUCUGGACGAGAUCCUAGCAGAGCGUUCAAGAAAGAAGAAGAAGAAGAAGCUGAAGAACAAAGAAGGUUCGCAGCCGUGAAUGCAUGGACUGUGAGAGUAGGUUGGAAGGUUGGAAUUAGCAAGGUCUUCGACGACGACCAUGGUGACUUUCGCAU
Molecule: messenger RNA, 1230 nt
Organism: Westerdykella ornata
Lineage: Eukaryota; Fungi; Ascomycota; Dothideomycetes; Pleosporales; Sporormiaceae
Exons: 2
Coding region: 429-1154 (241 amino acids)
Source: RefSeq, a predicted model, not a curated record